AUGAAGUUUGGCCGGAAUCUCCCACGAAACCAGGUUCCCGAGUGGGCAUCGGCCUAUAUCAACUACAAAGCCCUGAAAAAGCUCAUCAAGGCCGCCGCCGAAGGCCAGAAGCAGGGUGGAAGCCUCGAUCUUGCCGGUUUCUUUUACACGCUGGACCGCAAUCUCGAAGAUGUGGGCCAUUUCUACAACAAAAAGUUCCAGGACUUUUCCCGCCGGCUGAAACUCCUCGAAGACCGCUACGGCGUCUCUCCGCAAGCCGCCGCCCAGCUCGACCCGGACGAACGCGAAGAUCUGUUGGCCGCGCUGCUGGAGCUGCGUGGGCACUUGCGGAAUUUACAAUGGUACGGUGAGGUGAAUCGCAGGGGCUUCAUCAAGAUUACCAAGAAGCUGGACAAGAGAAUACCCGCCGCCCAGGCUCAGAAAAAGUACUUGGAGCUCAAGGUCGACCCGUCGCCAUUCGCGACGAAUGCACAGCUCUCGGCUUCCUUGAACAAGGUCAAUGACUGGAUCUCGGUCCUUGGAGAAUUUGCCACGUCCACAAACAACGACGAUGUGGCUUCCAUUUCCUCCAAGUCCUUGAAGCGCACGACAUCGCGGCCGUCCGUGGACAUCUCUACGGAGCACUUGGCAAAGAUUGAAGCGACAAUCCGUCAGGACGACGCAGGUGAGCUGGAUCGGUUGAUUCAGGGCUUUGUACAAUCAGCCCCUGAUCACUCAGAGCAUGCUGUUCAACAAUUGUUGAAGACUCUUCUUCAAAGGGCAAUUUCGAGUCGAAGCCGUGCCUGUACCGCACGCCUCUUGCACGAGAUUGUCUUCUUGGAUGACCAGGACGACAUCAAUCGACGCAAUUGCAUCCACCGACUGGUCGUGUCUAUCGGCCGAAAACAAGCCAACGCCGACCAGGAACCGACGACAGAAUCGUAUCCAGAUCUCUUUUCAGAGCAUCACAACUUCAUCACCCCUGCUGCUCCGCCUUCGGUGCCGUUCAAGCGGUCUGUUGUACACGAAGAUCAGCGGGCUCGGAUCCUCACGCGGGAAGAUGACUCCAUCUCAUUCCUUGCAUUUCUUCUCGACAACAUGCAGCCUGCCCAGCGGACAGCACUGCUGGCAAGAGACAGCGCUGGACGCACUCCCUUGCAUUUCGCCGCCGAAUAUGGCAUUCGUGUGAUGUGUGAAAUCAUCAUCGAACAUCUUAAGGAGUGGAAACUGUUUGACGUUACAGAAGGCAUUGAUGGACCGCAUUGGCAAGACAAUGAGGGCUGGGCUCCAUUGCAUCUAAGUGUCACUGGCGGUCAUCCUUUGACGACAGAGGCGUUACUGGACGCUGAGCAGAGUGCGACCCCUACCCCGUCGAAGUCGACGAUUCGAAGAGCGUCGUCUAGGUCAUCGGCCGUACUGGCGUUGGCCACGAAAGCCAACUUUGUCGACAUUGUUCGUCUCCUUGUGAAGGCCAACGUCGACAUCAACUACCAAGAUGAGCAGGGCGACACGGCACUUCAUGUGGCUGCUAGAUUCGGCCACGUCGAAUGUGCCAAGGUGCUCCUGGAGGGCUCAGACAUCCAGAAGGCGGACACGGAACUUUGUGAAAAGACAUAUGGUUGGACACCUUUGUUCAUCGCUUGUGUCGAUGGGCAUCUCUCUAUCGUCGAGCUCCUCAUUGAAAGCGGAGCGGACCUCGAAAGGGUUGAUACGUCAGGCUGGAACGCUAAGGAGCAUGCUGCAUUGAGAGGGCAUAUUGAUAUUGCUCUGAAGCUGGCCAGUGUCAUGCCCGAACCGGAUGCCGAUGGGGAUUCUUCUUCGAAUGCCUCGACGUCUCCUCCCACCACGUCAUCUCUGACCGAGAGAAAUUCCAAUUACAUCGGGGGUCAGGGGCCGACCACGGUGAAGAUCAGCGAGCCCGUCAAGACUUUUGGACAUCGUUACCUGACCGACAAGAGUAUGAUCCUGGUCAGCCUUGGCACCAUGGAUACUCGUAAGAACAUUGGAGCAGUCAACCUCGAUCGAAUCCCCCUCUCCAAUGCUCACUCGACGCAGCUUGAUACUGCUCUGUCUAUUGUGGUAUCUGCCAAGGGCGCCGAGGGGGAAGCGGAAGUGAUUGAUCUUCCGGUGCAGGAUAACAUCUCAACCGAACCCAUAGUCUUCCAUGCACCGGAUCCGUCCAAAGUCAAGCUGCUCUUUGAUCUGAUUCCAACAUAUGCCGGAUCCAAGGAGCGCAUCGUCGGACGGGGUGUGGCAUUGCUAUCGAGCGUCAAGCCCAGCUUAGGGUCGAGGAGAAUGCCUUUACAAGGCGAUGUGACCGUGCCGAUUGUUGCGGCCAAUGACCUCGAAGUCAUUGGUUCGGUAACGUUCAAUUUCUUGGUCAUCACCCCUUUCAAGCAUCCGAACAUGUCUAUCACGGAGAACCAAACAUACUGGAAGAGCAUGGCGUCCACCAUGGUCAUCGGUCAUCGUGGGUUAGGCAAGAAUUUUGCAGCCGGUAGACGAUCGCUGCAACUCGGCGAGAACACGAUUCAGUCCUUUAUUGCGGCGGCCAACCUCGGUGCAUCGUACGUGGAAUUCGAUGUCCAAUUGACGAAAGACCACGUCCCUGUCAUCUAUCAUGACUUCUUGGUCAGCGAGACGGGGAUCGACGCUCCGGUGCACACUCUCACUCUGGAACAAUUCCUUCAUGUCAGCGACAUCCGUACUCCCCGCCAAUCAAGGCCCGCCUCACCAGUUCCUUUCGAAAGCCCCAAGAUUGCCAGUCUCAAGAACGGCGAGUCCAGAGCGGGGAGACUACGGUCCAUGUCUGUCGGUGGAGGUGACCCGGAGACAGUCGACAUGGAAGAGCGCAUGAAACAUACCCGGGACUUCAAGAAAAAAGGCUUCAAGGGCAACACGCGCGGCAACCACAUUCAAGCUCCCUUUGCUACUCUGGAAGAAAUGUUCCACAAACUCCCCACUAACGUUGGCUUCAACAUUGAGAUGAAGUAUCCCAUGUUGUCGGAGAGCGAGGAUGAGGAAAUGGACACCUACGCCGUCGAGCUCAACUCAUUUGUCGACACGGUGCUCGCGAAAGUGUAUGACCUGGGUAAAGGGAGAAACAUCAUCUUUUCGUCCUUCAACCCGGAUAUCUGUCUGUUGCUUUCAUUCAAACAACCCAGCAUUCCGGUCCUGUUUCUGACCGAUUCCGGCACCGCACCGGUGGGAGACAUCCGCGCUACCAGUCUCCAAGAGGCCAUCCGGUUCGCCAGUCGCUGGAAUCUGAUUGGCGUGGUUAGUGCCGCGGAACCGUUCGUUGCCGCACCUCGACUGGUCCGCGUCGUCAAGGAGAGUGGACUGGUCUGCGUCAGUUAUGGCACGCUGAACAACGAUCCGGAAAAGGUCAAGUUACAGGUCAAACAGGGCAUCGAUGCGGUCAUUGUCGAUAAUGUCCUUGCGAUACGGCGAGGAUUGACUGGAGACAGCAAGUCAAACAGGAAGGAUGCAAAGGUCGCCACGGCGAUCAACGGACAUGCCGAAUCAGAGGCGGAUGGCAAAGAUGCCGCCGCUGCCGCCGCCGCUACAGCUGCCAAUGGUAGUCUGGGCAAAGCGUUGUCUGGGAGUACCGAUAGUCUGGAGAUUCCGGGGAUCACUACCAAGGGCAUGUCCACACCUGCAGUCAACGUACCCCGGGUCAGGAUCGUCCAUGGCGAGAGCCGGCACAAUGGUGCAGUGAAGUUCGUCGAUGAACUUGACGAUGCUGAUGCUGACGUCGCAGUGUCUCCCUUGACGGAAGAACCGGAAGAGGAAGCCACCGGUGCGCAGAGAGCCGGAGCUUGA
Molecule: messenger RNA, 3801 nt
Organism: Capronia coronata CBS 617.96
Lineage: Eukaryota; Fungi; Ascomycota; Eurotiomycetes; Chaetothyriales; Herpotrichiellaceae
Exons: 2
Coding region: 1-3801 (1266 amino acids)
Biological process (GO): glycerophospholipid catabolic process
Molecular function (GO): glycerophosphocholine phosphodiesterase activity; protein binding
Source: RefSeq, a predicted model, not a curated record